GGUGAGUGUGGUGUGUGUGUGUGGAUAUCUGGGUAGGUGAGUGUGGUGUGUGUGUAAGGGUAUCUGGUAAAACCUCUCAUCAGAAGCUAACAGCUACAGACAGAGACCCACAGAGAUAGAGACAUCGACCAACCCCAGACAAGUUUGGCUCUCCUCUCUUUUUACCUGUCUCCUCUGUUCUCUUUUUCUAUCCCUACUAACGCUGCCUCUCUAUGGAGAGUUAUUCUCUCUUAUACAGUUCAUCCCAAAGUUCUGAUCUACAUUCUGGCUUCAGGAAACUGCGUUCUGAUAAGAGACUAUGCGAUGUUGUCCUGGAGACAGGCGGUGCUGUGUUCCCCUGUCACCGUGCCUUACUGGCCAGUUCCAGCCAGUAUUUCUGGUGUUUGUUUGGGGAGGAGAGCGCAGAGCAGCUAGCUUAUAGCAUUAGCCUCCCGGCACUAACUCCUGAAGGACUAGAGACUGUAUUGGACUUCCUAUACUCUGGAUGGCUCAACCUAUCAGCAAACUCAUUGCCUUCUGUCCUGGAGACCGCCAGGUACCUUCAGGUGGACAAGGCUGUGUCGCUAUGCGAGCGCUUCCUCAGAGACGGGCUGUCGCUGAGGACCUGCUGUUUCCAUGCCAAUCUAGCGGAGCACCACUUCCUGCCGAAUGCCCUUGCAGCUGCCAAUCAAACCAUAGCAACGGAGAUGGCUGUGUUGUUACGAGAGGACAGGGUUGGUCUUCUGGCGCUAAAUAUCCAAUCACUAAUGGAUGUGCUGGAGAGGGAGGGGCUAUCCGGUGUCAAGGAGGUGGAGCUAUUGAUACUUGCGCUGGAUUGGAUAAACGCCAACGGACCUCUGCCAUUAGUCCGCUCUAACCUCCUGCUCAGCCGACUUCGUUUUGGAUUGGUUACUCCUUCUGACCUCACAACACUUAGCUCUGCCCACCCCAACAUGAACACACCCCUUAUUCGGAGUCAGGUGACACGGGCACUUGAGUAUCAUCAGCUAGGCUUGGCUAGACCAAUCAGACAAAGCCGACACUCCACCCUCAGAGCAGCAGCAAACCAUGUGCUCCUGGUUGGGGGUGGGCCUAGCCCUGAUUGGCCGCAGCAGCAGGUGCUGACAUUCAGCCUAAGAGACAGGAAAUUGUCAUCUUUGGGCAGCGGUCUACCAAGGAGAUUGAAGAACCACUGUGUUUGUUGUGUUGGGGGGUUCCUGUUUGUGAUUGGAGGAGAAGAAGUGGAGGGCGGAUUAGUGGAAGGUGAAGGGAAACCUGUUACUAUGACAACAACAAAUCAUGUGUGGCAGUAUGACCCUCGCUUUGCAUGCUGGGAGAAAGCAGCCUCCAUGCUGGAGAAUAGAGCCCAGUUCAGCUGCUGCGUGAUAGACAAUGUAAUCUACUGUAUAGGAGGAAUCCACACAGACACACACUCCUGUAAGGCAUCAGUGGAGUUCUAUGACAUGGCAUCAGGUCAUUGGAGGAGAGGAGUUUCCCUGCCCCACCCCCUUUAUGGCCACGCCUCAGUCACCCUGGGAAAUGGAAUUCUGUUGUCUGGAGGUAGCCAUGGCUACCACGGCAAUACACAGGUCAGUAACCAUGAUGGUAACCCAGGCAACUGUGAGGUCCUGUUCCUAGAUAUUGUUUCUAUGUCAGAAAAUUGGGAAAAGCGAGCAUCGAUGUCAAUUGGUCGAUUUGCUCACCGCAUGGCAACUGUUUCCGGACGUGUCUACGCUUUACUUGGAAUGUACGAGCACUACUGUGAAAUAGAGCGUUACGAUUUGCUCGUUGACCAAUGGACACGUCUACGUCCAUUUCUAAUUGGCUCCUUUGACUAUGGGUUGGUAGCAACAGCCAAUGGGAGCCUGCUGCUGUUCGGAGGCAGGAAGUGGCAGAAUGGACAAGAGGUAAGCGUGGCAAGUAUUUUAGAAUACGACACGGAGAGAGACCGUUGGGCCGAAAUCUGUCAGCUACACACACCUCUGACAGGAACGCAGUGUGUUGUGAUGUCCCUGCCAGACUGACAGGAACGCAGUGUGUUGUGAUGUCCCUGCCAGACUGACAGGAACGCAGUGUGUUGUGAUGAUCCAGCUGGACUGACAAGAACACAGUGUUAUUAUGAUAGCUCGGCAGGACUGACAGGAACACAAUACGUUAUAAUGGCACGGCAGGACUGACACAAAUGCAGUGUUGUGAUGGCCCUGCAAGACUGACAAGAACGCAGUGUUAUUAUGAUGGCCAUGCCAGACUGACAGGAACACAGUGUGUUACAAUGAUCCAGCCGGACUGACAUGAAUGCAGUGUGUUAUGAUGAUCCAGCCAGACAGACAGGAACACAAUGUGUUAUGAAGGCCCUGCCGGACUGAAAGGAACGCAGUGUGUUACGAUGAUCCAGCCAGACCGACAGGAAUGCAGUGUUAUGAUGGCCUGGCCGGACAGCUAACAAGUUAGUGAUAAACCAAAAUAAUCUUUCAGAAGGUGCUUUUUAUUGCCUAGCUUGCUAGAAUGACAUUUACAAAAUUAUAUUUAAAUUAGUUUAUGAGUGCUGAGUACAGAGCAUGGAUGGCAUAUGGAACACUGGGCGGCUGACUACUUGGAUCUAGGACAACAACCGAAUUGCAAUGAUGUCGCUGGAAAAACUGUCUACAGUGCAUUAAUGUUUAGCAUGGAGUGUGGAGGACUAACAAUGCAUUUGAGUAGGUAAAUCAAUUAAUUAUAUUAUAAUUUAUUGACAAUUCUCUUGAAAAUGGUACACUGUUUGCAGUACCUUGUGCAGAGCUCUGGGCUUCUUGCUCCACAGCAGGCCAAACAUAAGUUUUGCACCUCAUUACUUUGAUAACUACCUUGGAUUUGUAUGUGUAUAAAUGUAUAGGUUCUGUUGAUGUGUAUAAUUAUAUGGGAUCUUCUGAUGUGUAUAAUUAUAAGAGUUCUAAUGAUGUGUAUAAUUAUAUACGUUCUAAUGAUGAGUAUAAUUGUAAGAGUUCUAAUGAUGAGUAUAAUUGUAAGAGUUCUAAUGAUGUGUAUAAUUAUAUACGUUCUAAUGAUGAGUAUAAUUGUAUGGCUUCUGUUGAUGUCUAUAAUUAUAAGGGUGUUAAUGAUGUGUAUAAUUAUAAGAGUUCAAAUGAUGUGUAUAAUUGUAUGGGUUCUGUUGAUGUGUAUAAUUAUAUGGGUUUUGUUGAUGUUUAUAAUUAUAUGGGU
Molecule: messenger RNA, 3177 nt
Organism: Esox lucius (northern pike)
Lineage: Eukaryota; Metazoa; Chordata; Actinopteri; Esociformes; Esocidae
Product: kelch-like protein 34
Exons: 1
Coding region: 213-2003 (596 amino acids)
Molecular function (GO): protein binding
Source: RefSeq, a predicted model, not a curated record